Messenger RNA from Spirodela intermedia, 6537 nucleotides. The record is from the annotation of a GenBank genome assembly. Lineage: Eukaryota; Viridiplantae; Streptophyta; Magnoliopsida; Alismatales; Araceae.
AUGGGAAAGCCGGUAGAGAAGAAGAGGAAGAAGAAGGGCCGACCCUCACUCUUGGAUCUCCAGAAGCGGAGCCUCCGCCUCCAGAAGCAGCAGGAAGAACAGCAGCAGGAGAAGAGGGACCAGAACCCUAGUCCGAAUCCUUACGUCAGGUUUCCCAACUCCACCCCUAGCCGCCGGACUGCGCGGAGGAGCACUGAGCCCGAUGGGGAUGCAGAGGACGGAGAGGAUGACGAGGAGGAAGGCGGCGGGAAGAGGCGAGAAAAGAAGCUCAAGCUCGUCCUCCGUCUGCACCAGAACAACGGUAUUAUCAGCAAGUCGGAUAACGCACAGGAAGGCCACUCGGAUUCGGAGUCGUCCGGACCGGAAUCGAAGGGCGACGGUGAUACCCCGCGCAAGGAGAAGAAGAUCGAUGCCGUCGGUAGCGAUGGAUCUAUUCGGGAAAAGGUGAAGCUCGCCUCCCCUCAUCCCAAAUUUUGCGGCUUUACAAAUAUUUGAUUUUCGCGGAUCCGCAUUCUCUAUUCUUUCGGACGGGGUUUGAGGAUUCUUUUCUGCGAUUAUCUUCAAGGGGUCUGGUCAUCACUCCGCUGGAAUUCCGUGGAUUUCGCCACUUACCUGGGGCAAUUUUCCGAUUACCGUUGACUUCGAAAGCAGACAAUCCACCGAUUUUACCUCAUUAGUCCAACCGAUCGUUAUCUGAAAUUCAAGUUUUCUCGUGUAUCUGGUUUCGUCUGGCGUUGUGUUUUUGAUUUUUAUAUUACGGAGUAAUGUAUUCUUCAGCCGAAUAACCGAAUCUUGUCCAUUUCUUUCCCUAUCUUCUACAAUCUCCAUUUACGAUUCAAGUCCAAUUUCUUGUUUUCGUUCCCUGCGUCUUCUCUUUGGGAUUUAUCAAGCGUUCCUGGUCCGUUUUUUUUUCCCCAACUUUUUCCAGCUUUAUGCACUUCCCGAUCAGCGGCCUUACUUUGGAAUUGUUUCCUUUUAAACAUGCAGACCGAAAGAUGCAGCUCUUCCUCGAAAGCGAUGGGAGGUAUUAUCGCCAUGCAUUUAUUCUCAUCAAUACCGCAAGGAAAAAAUUGAUAUGAAAAUAUUUGAUUGUUAAUUGAUUGUUAUAUUUUAUCUGAGCAGGGGAGCUAUUGGAUCCCGGGCUCACAACGCCUUUGCCGGACAGAAAGUUGUUGAUCUUCAUUCUCGAUAGGCUCCAGAAGUGAGCGACGAUGAUUCCUUUCUGGAUCUUACAUCUGAUCGAUAUAAGCCAUCAUUUACAUUUAUAGUUUUGUUUUUAUGUUUUUGGUGUAUUGUACCUGCGGAUGUUUGCAUUAUUCUUACCGAGGCUUUCAUGAUCUUUCCUCAGGAAGGAUACUUACGGUGUGUUCUCAGAGCCAGUAGAUCCGACUGAGGUAAGUUUAUCUUUUUUGCCAUGAAACGCCAGCAGAGUGGAGGUCCUUGCGUACUGAAUCUUUAAAAAUGGAUUUGUACAAUCGCAGCUUCCAGACUACCACGAUGUCAUCACGCAUCCAAUGGAUUUUGGCACAGUGAGAAAGAGGCUGUCUAGUGGAUACUAUUCAAACCUAGAAAUGUUCGAGGUUUGCACUUUGCAUGUAUUAAAAACACCAUUUUAUUUGCCUGUGAUAGUCCGUCUUCUCAUUGACUGGUCGCCAUUUUAUUUUUUUUUACAUUUGAGGGAUGAUCAUCCUGAAGUAUGUCAGGAGACUGUAUACUACUGACGUUUAAUUAUCAUCUAUUAUCUGAAUGAGUUCGUUUUUAUAACCUUUUUGUUUGAAACUUUGUUAACAUGAAUUUAUCUUUUGCAUUAUUGAAAUGAAGACAAAAUUAUUUUGAUUUUUUUUGAAAGUCGAGUGCUAGAAAUAUGAUGUUUGAAGAGGUUGUGUAUUGGUCAAACGUAAGGAAGAGAACUUCCCGAUAUUGGGAAUGCACGGACUAGACUCUCACAUAUGGUUUUGUUGCACUUUUUUUCUUUUUUUUUUUAAAUUUUCCUUUUCUUCUAAUUUUAUCUGGUGUGAAGAAAAUGGUUGCCACGAAUGUGGGAGAUUUACAGUGUCCCAUGUUUGAAAAUGAGAACAUUGCUAAACGUUGUUAGACGCCCUCCUUGAAUAACCAGUGGAAGCUUCAUUCAGUUUUGCCUUUUGUAUCAAUGCUCUAGACUCAUGACUGUAUUCAUGAUAUUAUACCUACAUGUCAUCAGGGAGGAUAGAAGUAAGCUAUUGUUAUAACGGAGUCGUGUAAACUUUAUAUGCGAUCCCUUUGAGACUCGAAUUUUGUUGACCAGCCUAGCUCAUUAACUAGGCGCGAAAGAGAGGUUACACUAAACUAAUUUAUCUUAGAAAAUAAAAAAUAUAUUUCAGGUGUUAAAUAUAAGUGAUUUGAUUAAAGCAAUGGCUUAAGUUCAUUUUCUUAAUUUUUCAUCCGAGCUUCGAGGAAAUUCAUUUAUUGCAAAAGGAAAGCUGAAAUCUUGGAGGACAUUAGUCUCAGCAAUGAUCGUCUGUUUUAAAUUUCUUGAAGUUCUAUCUAUAUAAAUGAUGAAUGGGUUAAACAAUUUAUGAGGGAAGGUUAUGAGCAUUAUAUUUUACAAAAGUCGGUUGAGAUCCAUGGCCAUGGAUAAGCGAUUUUUGAAAUUGUGGAUUAGCUCGUGGUUUUUUGUCUAUCAUGUAUGUGGUAGCUUGGAGACUGACUUUGGCCCAUGGUGAAUCGUGUUGCCACUCGGUUGAGGAGUUUCAAACAGAUUAGAAGACUUGGUAUCUUCUCCUCCAUAAUGUAUUUUCUCACCCAAUUAAACAGUGCAUAACUCCAUCUACACGUGUAUCCAAUUGAUCCCCACACCCAUAAUUGUCGUCAUGGAUUUCUUGAUUGUUGAAAUACACACUAUCAUCGUUGGAAGUGCCCUUCUGGAAUAUUCUCCUUUAUCGCAUAUCUUUGGGGUUAGAUGUGACUUACCAACACCCUGUCCGUCCACUCAUGGGAUGUCUUUGAUCUUGGGAGGCUCUCAUCAUUUUGGUACUUAUAUACAUUUUUGCUCUGUUUUUUGGAAUUCUAUUUCGGUCAAUUUACUUGUGAGCUAUUGCCUCAUGCUAUGUUUCUUGCUAUGUUUUUGGAAUUCUCCUUUAUUUUUGUAUUUCUUGCUAUGUUUUUUUUCAUCAAUGAACCAUGAGCAAACUAAUUUUUAAAAGAAGAGAGCUCGAUGCCAAUUAGGUAAGAGUGAACUCGGUUAUAGCUGUCAUGCUUAUAGCGUGUGACAGCAUUGACAUGCACACCUCUAAAUGCAGAAUAUGUGUUGAGUACUGAAACCAUAAUGCACCAGCAAAGUACUUCCGCUCUAUCUUGAUAUCCUUGUUUGAAGGGAAAACCUUCUUUAGGCUUUCUUGAACGCAAUUUACUAAAUGUUUAUGUUUUAGCUUAAUGUAAACGCUGCAAAAGGUGUAGUCUAGUUUUUGGUCUUGCCUGUUGGAUGAUUUUCUACAAAAAAAUCGAGGUAUUAUGACGCCUUUUAGGGUUUUUUGAAUAGCUAUUCACUGAUUCUUCUUAAAAUUUUCUUAUUAGGAUCUUAUAGUAUGAAAUAUCGGGUUUAUGACCGUGUGGUGUUCUACUUUGUGUCCUCAUAAUGAAAUCCACCGUCAUAAUUGGAUAAUUUAUUGACAUUUUUGUUUUUACAUCCGCUCCCAACAGAUGUGACAUGUAACCAGAGGAAUCCUUUCCAAGUGAUCAUUAGACAACGUUGGGGAAGUGCUAGUGUAAUGAGCCACAAGGAGUUCCAAAGAUCUCCCUUAACCCUCAUCCUUAACCCUGUCUCUGAUUAUACAAUCCCACAGUAUAGGUUGUGAUCUGAAAUGAAUCAGUGAAGGACCAACAUAAUGCCUUGGAGACAAAUUUUGACCUUUGGUCAGUCAAUUAAAUGAAGCUAGAAUGAUUCGUCCAGUGAUUCUGAAGGGUAUGAUUUGACUCGUCCUAUGAACAGAAUUAUAUGUAUGCCUAUUAAAGUAUUUGUGUACCUCAGCAGUAUGUCGAUCAAUAUGGAUUUCGACUGUGACAUGCUCGUGAGAGGAAAAGUGAUGUAAAUUGAUGCAACAUAAUGCUCGAUGCGGGUUUCUUUCUCAUCAGGUUUUUUUUUUUUUUUGGUCAUCCCAUCGGUUAUCUCAGAACGUGCUUUUUGCAGCACUUAGAACACUGAUGGGAGUGUUGAUGUUCGAGAUGGUUAGAAGGCGUCAGAUCUGUCAGAACUAAAACCAUAGGAUUCGAGGAUUCGCAUAUAAGUUUAAGUUACUAUUUUUUCCUCCUCAUCAGCUUUCGAUUUAGGUCACGAUAGAAGUCUGUUUUGUUCUUGAAAGUGUCACAUUUAAAAUCUAUUUUUAUUGAUUGCAUUCAUGUGGAGAUGUCGAUCAGUCACAUUUACUGAAACCUAUGAAAACUGAAGGCUGAUCUUGUGGGAAUGGUUGACGCGUUGACCAGGAUUAUUUAAUCUUUUGGUCAUGUAUGUAUGAUGAUCCAUAGUCAGCGAACAUACAUUCAAGUUUUUGGUUAUCAAGAUUAUUGCUAAUCUGGGUAUUCCUUGUGCAUCAGGGAGUAUCCAUUUAAGUCUUCAUAUAAGUUUUCGUGAGAUAUUUUUACCGUAUUUUAGUAAAUAAGAUGAAGGAAGCGCGUUACGAUCUGGAUUUUUCUCAUGUAAAUAGAUCACGCAUAUGUUUUCUGCAUUGCUGUUCACGUACGAUGAAGAUAUAUUAAGUGUCUUUGUUCUAUGGAUUAACGAGGGUAAAUUAUGUGCAGAAAGAUGUCUUCCUAAUCUGCACAAAUGCGAUGAGCUACAAUGCUCCCGACACCAUUUACUUUCGACAGGUGCCCAUUGAUCUCCAGUCUCCUCCACUUUCAUUGAUGACGAUCGAUGUUCGCAUGUAUUGUUUACCAUGUUUAGUGCUCACCUCAUUUGUUCUAUUAUCAGGCUAGAUCCAUACAUGAGCUUGCCAAAAAGGACUUCGAGAAUCUGAGGCAAGAUAGCGAUGAGGAUGAGCCAGAGCCCAGAAUCGUACGGAGAGGUAGACCACCAGGCAAGAGUUCUGCCAAGAAGACGGUGGGGAGACCUCCCAAUGAUCGUGCCAGCUUGGACUUCUCCCCUGAUGCGACCCUCGCUAACGCUGGGGAUAACUUGCCAUGGUCAAACUCUUCUCACGAUAACCAUAGACUUGUCAACGGGGAAGUCCCCGCCUGGAUGGGAGACAAGUCUGACAGAAGUGAGGAUCCAGGUGCGGCUUGACGACCAACAUCAAUCGAUAUAUACAUAUAUUAAUAUAUUAGCUAGCAUUUGGUAUUUUAUCAAACGAUCUGAUUGGUUGCCGCCUGCAUUUGAUUGAUUUAUUUAUUUAUUUUUGGCAGGUUCAAUGAGGGGAAUUCCCAUGAGGUUUGGGAAGAAAGUCGCUGUUUUAGAUGAGAACAGGCGCCAUACGUAUAAGCAGCCUCAACUUUCCAAAGGCUGGCAUGAAUCGUCAGUACUUGCGACUCUUGAUGGGGAGAAGAAGCAGCUGGUGCCCGUAAGUAUCUCGUGAAGGCGUUGACCACAUCUAGUCUGGAGUCAGCGCAGUGCACCAGAUCGGGCAGCCAUUUUGCUCAGAGACCCACCUUCAUUUCGAUCUCAUUUGGAUAUUCUUUUUUUGGGGGUUCAUUUGGUUUAUUUUCUAUUUUUUAUUUCCUCAGGUGGGGUUUCAUGGAGAGCAUGCAUAUGCCAGGAGCCUUGCUAGAUAUGCUGCUACCCUCGGGCCUGCCGGGUGGGAGAUUGCCGCCAGGCAAAUCGAGAAGGCGCUGCCUCCGGGAACAAAGUUUGGCCGCGGUUGGAUCGGCGAACCAGAUCCGCUGCCGCAGCAAUACCAGUCGCCACUGCUCUCUACAUCUCCUCUGCACACAUCUUCGCAGCUCAAGACGCCGCCGCCGCCAUCGCCGGUGUUGCCCAAAGGCGAAGCAGCCCCCGAAAGGCCCGAUGGGUUCACCGCCGCCGUUGCUGCUGCUGCAGAAGACGGACGGCAUGCUCGAGCGCCGCCUGGAUCUUCACCUGCCUUCCCGGGGCGAUCCGGCGGGCCGAGCUAUGACGGCGGCGGCUUCAGCGUGAUCGGUGGCAGCGGCGGUGGGGCGGCGGCGGCGCCACCGCCCAAGGCUCCUCCUCCCUUCCAGCUGCAGCAACACAGCACGGCGAGCCCUCUGGUUAUCAACGGGUUCAGCGCGGCGCUUUCUUCGAGCUCGUCGCAAUUCGGGAGGAUGCUCCGGCCGGCGGCGGCGCCCCUCACGCAUGCCGGAGCGCUAGAGAUGGUCUCAAGAGGGGCCGACAGCAGCGUCAACUAUGCAGCCAAGGGCUCACAGCCAGAACCAGGAGACGGCGCCGCCACGGGGGACCCACGGGGUUCUUGGAGGGGUCUUUCGCUGCGGUCAACGCCGGAAUCUGCGCCACCGCCGGACCUGAACAUCAGAUUCCAGUCUCCAAGCUCGCCGCCCGCCGCCGGCGGUGUGGCCGACUCUCAGCAGCCAGAUCUGGCGUUGCAGCUAUAG